Sus scrofa (pig) is the source of this 4006-nucleotide messenger RNA. RefSeq names its product microtubule associated protein 6 (gene MAP6). Gene Ontology annotation, biological process: microtubule cytoskeleton organization; regulation of microtubule cytoskeleton organization; dendrite morphogenesis. The record is from RefSeq and is a predicted model, not a curated record. Lineage: Eukaryota; Metazoa; Chordata; Mammalia; Artiodactyla; Suidae. Gene Ontology annotation, molecular function: calmodulin binding; microtubule binding. Gene Ontology annotation, cellular component: microtubule; dendrite; cis-Golgi network.
CUUUGAACCCACCUGCCCUGGAGCCAGCUAAAGGAGGAAGGGAGAGAUGGACAUUCGCCUCCUCAAGCGAUGCCUUAUUUGCCAGAUCACCUUUCUCUGAUCGCUUGAAUCUUGCCCUCACUGGCUGUGGCUGUGCUGUAGGCCGGCAGCUGUAGCACCGAUUCGACCCCUAGCCUGGGAAAUUCCAUAUACUGCAGAGUGAACCAUUUGUGUGACCUCCACUCCGAAGAACAAAUGGGACCUGACCAGCUCCUGUGUCCUUGGCCUUCACGCCUCUCCUCCCCACAGCUCAACCCAGCUCAGCUCUGCUUUGAACUUUAUCAAAAUUAACAGCUCUCUAUGCCACAUUCUGGAGUCCUGCUGUGAGACAAGUCACCCUGUGACUCCGCGCCAGCAGCCUGGGAAUCUACCUGGUCGUCCAGUUUGGAUCCUGUCUGGGGACGGCUGCUGCCCCGACCGGCCAGAGGGCAUCAGUGUGGGUCUGAGCGGCUCGCCACACCCUUUCCUUUUCCUCGGGGAGGGGCUGGAGGAGAAGAUGGUAUAGACGUUGUGCCAGCACCCAGGCCCCCAGCUUAACUGAUGCUGAAAACCCACCUAUACUGGAGAGAAACAGAGAAAACUCGGCCUACAUUGGAGAGAAACUAGAGACAGGGAGUGGAAGACGGUGCCUGAGACGCAAAUAGAGGGACAUCAAGGAGACACUCAGAAAAACAAGAGGUCUUCCUGCAAACGGUGUCCACGUUGCUGGCCUGCUUGGAAAGCUCCACAUCUGGGUUUCCUGGCGCGCUUUCUCUCAGCAUCUUCCCUGGAUUCGUUUCUCCCCGCCCGCCCGCCCCCCACGCUGAGCGACAGAAAAGGGUGGGGCCGCGUCCCUGCAGCAGAGACGGCGGCGGCGGCAGCUGCAGCAUCACUGGGAGCAGCGGCGGCGGCAGCAAUGCUCUGUCUCCUCGAGAGGUGAUCGCCUCCGAGCCCUGCUAGGUGGCCAGCUGCGACAGGACGCCGGCUGAAAGAAGAGAGAGCCUUGUCCGCAGCAACUGCGGCCACACUACUCGGCCCUUUCUCUGCGCCAUGGCUUAAACCCGCAGCCACUUCGCCUCGCGUAGCCUCGCCUGGCUGGGGUCUGCGCGCCGCCGCAGCCGCAGGGAGGGGCGAAUCCCAGACGCCCUCGCCGGGAGACCCGGGACGCGGUGUCUCACGCUGCGGUGCCCGCAGCAGACCGCGCUCCAGUGACCUUUGCGGUGGCUCCUGAAGGCGUUUACAGCUGGGAAUCCAGGGACUUUACAGACUUUAUCUCAGCGAUAGCGCUGCCCGCCCGACCUUCCCGGGUGCUCCCUGAAGGAGGAGGACGCGGUAGCUCAGGCUACCAAGGAAAACACGGUGGGAAUCAGAUUGGCCGCUCGAGGGCCAGGGAACUGGGGGAGAUUAGGGACUUGCUUUAGAAUCUAGCAAGAAGAGGGAGGGCCAGUUCUGCAGCGAGCAUCAUGGCGUGGCCGUGCAUCACGCGUGCCUGCUGCAUCGCCCGCUUCUGGAACCAGCUGGACAAGGCGGACAUAGCUGUGCCGCUGGUUUUCACCAAGUACUCGGAGGCCACCGAGCACCCCGGCGCCCCGCCGCCGCUCCAGCAGCCGGCGCAGCCGGCGCCCGCGCCCCCCUCGGCGCGCGCGGUCGCCAUAGAAACGCAGCCGGCCCAGGGCGACGGGGAUGCGGUUGCCCGGGCAACAGGGCCUGCGCCGGGGCCUAGCGGCGAACGCGAGACCGGGGCAGCCUUCGGCCGGAGCGGGCCAAGCCAGGGCUCUGGUUCCGGCUCCACCUCCAGUGCAGGCCCUGCGGACUCAGUGAUGCGGCAGGACUACCGCGCCUGGAAGGUGCAACGGCCCGAGCCGAGCUGCCGUCCGCGCAGCGAGUACCAGCCCUCAGACGCACCCUUUGAGCGCGAGACCCAGUACCAGAAGGACUUCCGCGCCUGGCCGCUGCCGCGCCGCGGGGACCACCCGUGGAUCCCCAAGCCCGUGCAGAUUGCCACGUCCUCCCAGGCGGCGGCGCCGGUGCUCGGGGCGCCCCAGCGCCGGCCGCAGAGCCAGGAGCGCUGGCCUGUGCAGGCCGCCGCCGAGGCCUCGGAGCAAGAGGCUGCCCCUGGUGGAGCAGGUGGCCUUGCGGCUGGAAAGGCGUCCGGUGGGGACGAGCGCGACACACGCAGAAAGCCCGGGCCCGCCUGGAUGGUGCGUCGCGCCGAGGCGCUGGGGCAGGAGCCGUCGCCGUUGCCCUUAGCCCAGGCCCUGGUCCCAGCCGCGGGCCCGGAGGUGGGCAAGGGGCGUGCGGCGGCCGACGCCCUCAACAGGCAAAUCCGCGAGGAGGUGGCGAGUGCAGUGGGGAGCUCCUACAGGAAUGAAUUCAGAGCAUACGACAUCAAGCCGGUGAAACCCAUAAAAGCCAAGCCCCAGUACAAGCCCCCGGAUGAUAAGAUGGCUCACGAGACCAGCUACAGUGCCCAGUACAAAGGGGAGGCCAAUAAGCCAACUCCAGCUGACAACAAGGUCAUUGAUCGCAGAAGAAUACGCAGCCUCUACAGCGAACCCUUCAAGGAGCCCCCAAAGGUGGAAAAACCCAGUGCCCCGAGUUCCAAACCAAAAAAGACCUCCGCGAGCCAUAAGGCCCCGAGGAAGGCCAAGGACAAGCAGGUGGCGUCGGGCCGGGCCUCCAAGAAAAAGAGCGCGGAGGGCGCCAGCGCCACCCCGCCUGCCGACAAGGAGCAGAGCGCGGAGAUGAACAAUAAGCUGGCGGAAGCGAAAGAGAGCCAGGGGGAGCCCACCAGGGAUUCACGUAAGAUUCAAGGUCCUGUGGCCACAGAGCCAGGCAAGGAUCAAGGUCCCCUGGGCUCGGGGCCUCCUAAAGCUCAAGGUCCUGUGAUCCAAGAGCCUUCAAAGGGCCAAGGCCCCUCGGUCCCAGAGCCUCUAAAGGAUCUAGGUCCCAAGGCCCCUGUGCCAGUUAGGGAUGAAGACCACGUGGUCCCUGAGCCUUUAAAGAAUGAAGGUUCUGUGAUCUCAGCACCAGUCAAGGACCCAGAUUCCUUGGUCCCAGUGCCUCUAAAGAAUCAAAGUCCUAUGGCUCCAGCAACAGUUAAAGAGCAAAGUUUCGUGGUACCAGCGCUUCUGAAGGAUAAGGACUCUGUGGCCCCAGCACCCAUCCAGGAUCAAGGCUCUGAGGCCCAGGCACCUGACAAGCAUCAAGGCCCUGUGGCCCCAGUACACACCCAGGAUCAAGGCCCUGCCGUCCAGGCACCUGUCAGGGAUCAAGGCUCUGAGGCCCAGGCACCUGUCAAGGAUCAAGGCUCUGAGGCCCCAGUACACACCCAGGAUCAAGGCCCUGCGGUCCAGGCACCUGUCAGGGAUCAAGGCCCCGUGGUCCCAGAGCAUCUGAAGGAUCAAAGCGCCAUGGUCACAGCACCUAUGAAGAAUGAAGGUCCUGUACGCUCUGAAUCUGUAAAGAAUCAAGGUCUGGUGAUCCCAGAGCCAGUCAAGGAUCGAGGUGGGGGCAUCCCAGAGCUGCCGAAGGAUCACAGCUCUGUGGUAGCAGCGCCUGUAAAGAAUCAAGGGCCUGUGGUCCCAGCCCUAGUCAGAGAUCAAGGCCCCGUGAUCCCAGAGCCGCCUCAGAUUCAAGGUCCUGUGGUCCCUGAGCCUGCGAAGACUCCCGUUCCUACAAUCCCAGUGCCUCUGAAAGAUCAAGCUCCUCUGGUACCAUCCUCGGCAAAGGACCAGGGGCCUGUGGUCCCUGAACCUCUGAAGACUCAAGGUCCCAAGGGCCCUCAGCCCCCCCCAGUCAUGAUCCCAACUGUCCCCCACGCAGAAUAUGUUGAGAGUUCCCCUUGACACUCACCCCUUGACAUGCCAAAGAAGGAGCUGGCCGUGAAGGUGCUCCCCCAGGGGCAGCGAAGACACAUAUUUAAUCUGCAUGAAACACGUCUUGUAGAGUCUUGCUGGAAUCGAAUAAAACUGGUCCCUCUGGCUCA